This is a messenger RNA of Anopheles cruzii, 2265 nucleotides long. RefSeq names its product EF-hand domain-containing family member C2 (gene Efhc1.2). Gene Ontology annotation, molecular function: calcium ion binding. Bases 1 to 2265 code for a protein of 754 amino acids. Gene Ontology annotation, cellular component: microtubule. Lineage: Eukaryota; Metazoa; Arthropoda; Insecta; Diptera; Culicidae. Gene Ontology annotation, biological process: regulation of neuron projection development. The transcript has 4 exons. The record is from RefSeq and is a predicted model, not a curated record.
AUGUUGCGUUGUUCGGGGCUACCUUUUCUUCCUGGUAACACAUUUCAAGAUAUUGGUCGCAGAAAGUUUCACAAGUCGCACCAUUUCGAUCAGCGCAAUCACGUCUGCAUUCUGGUCGAUGCAAAACGGCCUGGCAUCGGUGGCAAACCGUUGCUAGAAACGGAUACUCCCGACUACGAGUUGCCCUCACUCUAUCCGCCCCGUUACGCGCCGUCCCGUCCGUCGUGGCUCGAGUAUGAUCGACAGGUGCUGUGCUUCCACGGAUACUUUCAGGAAGAGCACCAGGUGCGAAAGGUACGCAUUCUGUACUACCUCGAGGAUGAAACGAUGCAAAUCAGCGAACCGCGAACCUUAAACUCGGGCAUCCCGCAAGGUUGCCUAGUAACGCGUCAGCGUAUACCGAGACCACCACCGUACGACGGGGAAUUUACUUCGCUACUCGAUCUCAACAUCAACCACACGGUGCAGCUGUUCGAUCGCGUGUACACCGUUACAGGGUGCGAUGAAUUUACGCGCCGCUUUUUAAACCGAUUGGGAGUGUCGGUGCCCGGACCGGUCGAGCAGCCGACUGAUCCCGCUACCGAACUACGCAAGCAGCAGGACUCGGCCAAACUGGCAAAACUGCCGGCGUACAAGAUCGACACAUUGGGUAAGUUUUUGCAGUACGACCGGAAAGUGCUUCGCUUCAAGGGCCUGUGGGACGACCGAGCGAGUGUCUUCGGUGAUGUCCACGAACUUGAGGUCCUUUACCAUCUGAGCGACGAGACGAUUGAAAUCAAGGAAAAACUUCCGGUAAAUUCGGGCCGUGAUUCGAACGGGAUGUUUCUGCGUCGGGGUCGACUCCCGCGCACAUUCGACCGGCUUCCAACGAUGGGCGCCAACAUACCGGUAACAGUCCUGAACGUGAUCGGGGGCGGUUUGCGCGGUGGUCGGUAUCUUACCGAUUGUGUAGGAAUCGGUAAAACGGAGGGCGAUUACUACCGCGAUGCUGAUCUCCGCAUCGGAGCACGCAUUAACGUCUACGGGCGAACGGUGCUGCUCACGGGGUGUGACCAGUUCACCGAAAGCUACUACCGUGAAGUGUAUGGAUUGGAGGACUUUACGCCCCUCUACGGAUACAGUGCGUCCCGGGAGCAAUUUGUCAGCUCCCGGCGAGCCGACCGCGAGCUGCCACCGUUCAAUGGCUGGGGUACACACGAAGACUCCGAGGGUAACUGUUUAACGCUGGAACCGAAACCACCCAAGAUUGAUUUCCGCAAGUUCGUCGCUUACGAUCGAUGCAGUCUACGGUUUGGAGCGCAGAUGGUAUCGAACGUGCGAGAAAACAAUGACCGCUUCUUUGUCAUCAGCUACCACCUGAGCGAUGAUACGAUUUCAGUGUACGAGAUACCGAUUCGUAACUCUGGCUUCCGCGGAGGAGAAUUUAUUAAGCGGCGCAAACUGGCCCUUCCCAGCCAAGAGCAGUAUAGUGCGGAGCGUCCCGCUUGCUACCGUCCGGAACACUUUUAUCUCGGUGCGACUGUGCGGCUCCAGGAUCACCAGUUUCGCGUUACGAAUGCUGACAUCUACGCGCUACAUUUCAUGGAGCAACACUGCGAAGAGUUUCCCCUGUCCAACGUAGGCAAGAUUGUGCAGAAACUGCGAGACGCGCUUCAACCACACUACAAGCAGUACAUCGCGCGUCACAUGGGCAAGGUGGUGCAGACGAAGAUUGAUGGACGGCCAGUCAGUACGGUGACGUACGAAUCCCUGCGCGACAUGCUUCUGGAGCUCCUGCAGGACGGUAUCGUCGAGCAGGAGAUUGUUACGCUGUGCCGCUUGUUUUCGGCCGAAUCAGUCGAACCGGCUCGGUGCGAUCGAGAGCUCGUCCGUUCAGCUGUCCAUGCCCAGCUGACACGGGCACUCUGGAGCGAUCUUGAGCGCACCAAGGAACAUAUCUACCAUCUUGAACCGAUAAAUCCGGAUUGGGUAACGCCACAGCGACUGUGCACCAUCAUAAAAGCAUGCAAACUGCCACUGGACAACGCACUGAUUGACAAAAUGCUACAAAUUUUAAACAAGAAUGAUGCCGGAUUGAUUUCGGUUGAGGACUUUUUGACCAUGCUGGAUCCAUUGUCGGUGCCCAGCAAACCGAUACAACCGCUCAACAUCAAGCAUGAUGUGUGCUUCUUCACACCGUACCGAGUAUCGGGAAAACUCGUGAACUGGGACCAGCUGCUGGCGCACAUCGAUCUCGAACGGACGCUGACCAAUCAAACUACGUGA